CCGCCACCGGAAGUGCCGUCGGAGCGUUCCAGCAUGGAGCGCGAGCCGGGCGCCACGGCAGCCGCCCCUGCUGCGGCCGCGCUCUUCGCCUGGGGUGCAAAUAGCUAUGGGCAACUUGGCCUUGGCCACAAGGAAGAUGUGCUUUUGCCCCAGCAGCUGAGCGACUUCUGUAAUCCUGGAUGUGUCAAGAGGAUCACGGGAGGAGGGGGUCACUCUGCUGUUGUCACAGAUGAAGGAAGCCUUUUUGUCUGUGGCCUGAACAAAGAUGGGCAACUGGGGCUUGGUCACACCGAGGAUGUCCUGUACUUUACCCCCUGCAAAUCCCUCCUUGGAUGUCCCGUCCAACAGGUGGCCUGUGGCUGGGAUUUUACCAUUAUACUUACAGAAAAUGGUCAAGUUCUAUCAUGUGGAUCCAAUUCCUUUGGCCAAUUAGGAAUUCCUCAUGGGCCUCGAAGAUGUGUGGUCCCCCAGGCCAUUGAGCCCCUGAGAGAGAAGGUUGUUAGUAUUGCUGCUGGACUCAGGCAUGCUUUAGCUGCAACAGCUAGUGGCAUGGUGUUCCAGUGGGGAACUGGUUUGGCAUCAUCUGGACGGCGGUUGUGCCCUGGGCAGACUCUCCCACUGUUUUUGACAGCAAAGGAACCAAGCAGAGUGACAGGCCUAGAGAAUUCUCAAGCAGUAUGUGUUCUUGCUGGCUCAGACCACUCAGCUUCACUGACAGAUGCAGGAGAGCUGUUUGUUUGGGGAAGCAACAAGCAUGGGCAACUGGCUUCCCAUGCUGCUUUCCUUCCUGUGCCCCAGAAGAUAGAAGCACAUUGUUUUCAGAAUGAAAAGAUCGCUGCUGUCUGGAAUGGGUGGACACACCUAGUUGCUCAGACAGAAACUGGCAAGGUGUUUACCUGGGGCCGAGCAGACUACGGUCAACUGGGGAGGACAUUGGAGUCUCAUGAAGGCUGGAAACCAAAGAAGCAGGAUCCAUCCAUCCGCUGCUCCAGGCCAUCAAAGAGCACACCUUCCUCUCUGCAUUGCUUAACGGGAGCAACUGAGGCUGCGUUGGGUCUUCGUUGCUGCGUGCAGGCUUCUCUAGUUGUGGUCUCCUGUGGCUCAGAGCAUAAUCUGGCAGUGAUUGAUGAGAAAAAUGAGGCUAAAAGAAGAGCGUGACUUACCCAGUGGCAGAGCCAGGCUAGGGUGGCCAGCUCCCGCUGAGCCCAAGCCUCACCUCCAGCCUUCCAGAGGCUGCCUCCUCUCUCAGCACACUGAUCACCCCCUCGCGGAACCCUUUCUACAUCUGGCUUCUCUAACAUUGAACUUUCCUGAAUCUCUCCUAUCUACAUCGCCAACACCUGCUUCUGGGCUCCCUUACCAGCCUCAGAGCCUGCGGCCUGGGAGUGGAAGAGGAAGGAUUAGCUGUGCCUCAGAGGUAGCUAACCUGAUAGCUGAGCCUCAGAAGGUGAAUAGAAUUGGAUUCAUUAUACCAAGACCUCCAAAUAGAUGGCCGAGAAGGAGUGGAAACAGAGCAGGUAGAGUUUGCUCUGAGCUCUCAAACAAGCAGAUACAGACAAACCACGGUGAACCUAGAAGGGAAGGGGAGCCGGUGGCGGUGGCCGGGGAGCAGUUGCGCCGUGAGCCCACAGAAGCCGCGCAGAGGGGCCGGCCUCCCCUCGUGCCGCAAAGCCCCUCUGUACCUCUGCCCUUUGCCUGUGUCCUCCAUUUAGCCCGUGGAAAGAAUCUCAAGCGGGGAGGAGGAGAGGAUCUUUCUGAUGAUCUAGUGGGGCGAGGGGAUUGAGUUCACAGCAGAGAGGUCCGCAGUGGGAGGCACAGCACUUUUUCAGUGACCAGAAUGUCACUCCAGGUGGGGAAGAUGCUGUGGGUAGACAAGGCUGUAGCCAGCUCCUAAAGUGCCUGUUUGUCUGUGGCUUUCCCCUUCUCUCCAUCACAGUCUGGGAACCAGUACCUUGAAGCACUUGAUUAAUUAAUAAGUUUUCUGCACUAUAAUGAUCCCCUAGGUUGGAGGUGCUCAGAGGUAGGAGGGUAGGUCAAAUGUAGGUCAGAGGCGAGCAGAGGAUGAGAAUACUGUUCUUGAUUUUGAAAACCUAUAUCCAUUUUGUGUAUCCAUGUAUAAUUUUAGUCUCUUAAAUUGAUCUGUAUUAUUUUCCACACUGUACUUUUGUAGAACAUAAUCUUCCAGUAGGCAUGUAACAUCAUUCUCAAAGAACUACCUAAUGCAUGUACAUAA
Molecule: messenger RNA, 2233 nt
Organism: Lagenorhynchus albirostris (white-beaked dolphin)
Lineage: Eukaryota; Metazoa; Chordata; Mammalia; Artiodactyla; Delphinidae
Gene: SERGEF
Product: secretion regulating guanine nucleotide exchange factor
Exons: 12
Coding region: 34-1158 (374 amino acids)
Biological process (GO): ubiquitin-dependent protein catabolic process; protein ubiquitination
Molecular function (GO): ubiquitin protein ligase activity
Source: RefSeq, a predicted model, not a curated record